CCUUCCCCCCUCUUCCCCCCUCUUCCCCCCUGUUCCCCCCUCUUCCCCGGCAGGAGGAGGAGGGAAAAUGAGCGCCGGGGAUGUGGUGUGCACCGGCUGGCUCAUCAAGUCUCCCCCAGAAAAGAAACUCAAGCGAUACGCCUGGCGGAAGCGCUGGUUCGUGCUGCGCCGGGGACGGAUGAGCGGGAACCCGGACGUCCUGGAAUACUACCGGAACAACCACUCCAAGAAGCCCAUCCGGGUCAUCGACCUGAAUGAAUGCCAGGUGCAGAAGCACGCCGGGCCCAGCUUCAUCCGGAAGGAAUUCCAGAAGAACUUCGUGUUCAUCGUCAAGACGGCCUACCGCACCUUCUACCUGGUGGCCAAGACGGAGGAGGAGAUGCAGACGUGGGUGCGUCACAUCAGUCACAUCUGUAACUUCGGACACUUGGACGACGGCACGGAUUCUGUGGAGAGCCUCUCACACACCAACUCUUCUCUUCAGCCAUCUCCUGCCACCUCCCUGCAUGCUUCCCGGGAUACCGACCCCUCCUUCUCAGGAGACAAUUCCGCGGCGGAAGCCUUAGCCGCCGAGGAAACCACGAGUGAGUCCGAGUCCCUGCUUCUGCCCGAUUAUCUCUUCUUGUCCAACUGCGAGACGGGGAAACUGAACCCCAACAGAGUGGAAUUCCCUUCCCUUGGGGCCCCCAUCCGGUGCGACAGCUGGUCCAACUCCGACCGAUCCCUGGAGCAGACUUCCUCGGACGACGUUUUCGUCGACCCCCUGCCAUGCCAACCGGCCCUAACCCUGCCACCCCCGGGCAGCGGCAACGGCCUCCCGGACACGGGCCACCCCGGGGCUCACCCGGCCCGGACUCUAGACGCCAGCGGACCUUCCGGCGACUUCCCGCCCUCCUCCCCGUCGCUGGUCCCGCCUCUGACCCCCACCUUUCAGGUGGAGAAGAGCCAGGCCAAGUUGCCCUACGGAGUGACGGAGCUGGACGUCAUGUCCAACACCCCGCCACCACGGCCCCCCAAGCCCAGCCACUUCUCCGAACGGCGCCAGGAAGAGCAGCUCCUGCAGAAUGGGCACGGGGCAGGCAGCCGGGGUCUCAAGGGCAUCGUGGUACCCAGAAGAAUCUCCCUGUCCAGUUUAGAUGCCAUGAAGCACUGGAGAGCUGAUCUGGAAGGCAGUUGCCUAAGAAGCCGAGACAAGAGGCUAAGUUUAAACUUGCCAUGCAGGUUCACCCCUCUGUACUCCUCUACGUCGGACAGCUCAGAAGACAGUUACGUCCCCAUGCACCCCAGCGCCUCGUCCCCUGUGCCGGGCCUGGACUGCAACCCUGACGGCUACAUCCCCAUGAGCCCCGGGUCCACCGUGUUCACCUUCCCCGUGGUCAGCGUCGAGAAGCUCUCCAGCCCCCUGCCCAGCCUCCCCAAGGACAUGGAGCCCCCACCGGUCAACCGAGACCUCAAGCCUCGCCGGAAGUCACGCCCACCCCCGCUGGACCUGAGGAACCUGUCCACCAUCCGGGAACACGCCGCCUUGACCAGGACCUGGACCGUGCCUUACAAUCGAACGAGCUUCAUCUCUCCGGAGAGAGACGGUAUUAAUUCAGCGAGAUUAUUUGCCAGUUCGGUUUCCGGAGAAGAGGAAGAGAGUUACAUUCAAAUGCAGGAGCACAGGCAGGCGACUUCCCCUUGCAACGGUGCUUUCCCAUGGCCGAAGAAGUUCAACUUGGACUACUUAGCACUGGAUUUUAAUUCAGCUUCUCCGUCCCCUGUACAAAAGAAGCCUUUUCUUUCGGAAGAGCAGAGAGUGGACUACGUCCAAGUAGACGAACAGAAAACCCAAGCCCUCCAGAACACUAAGCAGGAAUGGACCGAUGAGAGGCAAUCGAAAGUCUGAGAGAGAGGGAGUCCGGGCUCACUGGGGACGGUUGGGGUGGAGUUGGUUUUUUUUGUUUUUUGGGGGGGGUUUUUUUGCACUAGUACGGCACUGUUAAUGAGGCAGCUGGAUGCGACAGUGCAUUUCAGAGCCAGGACAAACGGACAGUCUCGGUGGCCUCGACGAUAACGUUUUUAUGGCUCGAUGCGAGAAGUAUGAUGGACGAAUGACUACUGACUGUGGAAUUUACACAUCAUUCUCCACCCCCUCAAGGGACAGUCUUUGGCCCAUUUCAUUCAUUCAUUCAUUCAGUUGUAUUUGUUGAGCGCUUACUGUGUG
This is a messenger RNA of Ornithorhynchus anatinus (platypus), 2206 nucleotides long. RefSeq names its product GRB2 associated binding protein 3 (gene GAB3). The transcript has 10 exons. Bases 68 to 1888 code for a protein of 606 amino acids. The record is from RefSeq and is a predicted model, not a curated record. Lineage: Eukaryota; Metazoa; Chordata; Mammalia; Monotremata; Ornithorhynchidae.